This is a messenger RNA of Mesorhabditis belari, 1101 nucleotides long. Lineage: Eukaryota; Metazoa; Nematoda; Chromadorea; Rhabditida; Rhabditidae. The record is from the annotation of a GenBank genome assembly.
AUGCCUCCCUGGAUCAAUCGACUUUUCCCCGAUUAUCAGCUCUGGCUUCUCCUAGUUGCUUAUUUGAAUCUGUACACAGCUUUACCUUCUAUUUUGCACACAUCGAUCUCAUGUGACAAAUCGGAUUUCCUAUUGAAAAUCGCUUUCAACGAAACGUUCAAUGGUUUGAUCUACACUGAACAGGGAAGUCCCAAUUGUGUCUAUGUGAACGCUUCAAUACAACCGAACUCGAAUUAUCAAGUGAAGAUCCCGCUGGCCGGCUGUGAGACACGACGAAACUCGGAUGGGAAUCUUGAGAACGAAAUUGUUAUACAGAAUGGAGACUCAUUUCGAGCGGGAGCUGAUCGAAAAUUCUUGCUCACUUGUAUCCCAGCAGCUCCACGAUUCAGAGACAGUUUGGUGACGGUUUCAUUUGGCGGUGUCACGAUCGAUCAAGCAACAACAGCGUCAAGUUUAUCCGGCUCGCAAAAAUUAGCUUACUCAGUGACCGUAAUCGAUGCCACAAAACCCGGUCGAUCACCGCUUAAACGACCGCUUGCUGUUGGCGAUAAAGUGAUUUAUUCGGUUUUCGUUUCUCAUCCGACAAAUGCGAGAAUCGGUCGAUGCUGGGCGACCGACGGCUCGUCGAAUCUUGAACUCUCGGAUCGCGAUGGGUGCUCGUUGCAAAGAAGUGGCGAUGUUUGGAAUGAUUUUAGAAUAACGGAAAACGAUACCGGGAUCACUUACGAGAAUUCAAUCAAGGCUUGGGCUUUCCCAACGAGUAAUGAAGUGAACAUCUUCUGCAAUCUGCACGUUUGUGCGAGCUGUAAGCAGACGCAGUGUGCAACGAGACGUCGACGAGGACUGACUGCAGAUAAUUCGAUCGAGAACCCGCUGCAACCACUCGAAUAUCGGUUGAUCGGUGAUCAGGUGAUGGACGACGAUCUCGCUCCUCCAAUUCCUUUAUUGGGAACUCUUCGAUUGAGACGAGGAUCUUCAACAAUCCCAGAAGCCGAUCCACGUCGAGAGGCCGAUCCACGUCCAGAAGCGGCUGCUCAAAAAUCGGUUUCCUCUCGAAAUUUUCUAAUUCUUUCGCUUUUCUCGAUAUUUUUAUUGAAUCAA